UCCGCCGCCGCCGCCUCAGUACCAUUUCAACUUCGGGAGGGAAGAGACAGACAUCCCGAAGAUACAUCCUAGUGAUACAGCGCCCGGGUCGAGACAUAGGGGCGUGCCACUGCGAGACACAAACACACGCACACACACACACUCCCGCUAACCCACACACGCUAAUCCUUCAAACCACAUCCUGAGUUCCUGCAGGAGUCUCUAGGAUCCCCCAAAACCACCUCCUGCUGUUCCUCCUGCUCUCCUGAAGGUCAAAAUGGAGCCCCGAAGGUUUGGACUCCGCCCUGUCAACGCCAGCAUCCCCAGAGGCUCCUCCGCCGCCCCCAGCAACCCCAGCACCGGCGCCUCCAGGAUACCGAGGGCGUGGCGACCCCAGGGACCCCCGCAGACCCAUGGAAAGCCCAGCAGGAUACUCAAGAAGGAAGAGAAGGAUGAGCUAUUGAGGAAGUUGACCCCCAUGCAGUACAGAGUGACGCAGGAGAAGCUGACGGAGAGACCCUACUCCAACAAGUACUACAAGCACUGGGAGCGCGGGGUGUACGCCUGCGUGGUCUGCGGCGAGGAGCUCUUCCUCUCACACACCAAGUACGACGCGGGCUCCGGCUGGCCUUCCUUCUACGACAUCAUUGAUAAGGACAAAGUCUCCCUCAAGCAGGACCUCUCGCACGUGGGCGCCAACCUGCUGCUGCUGGUGUGCAACCCGUCCCUGGCGCGUACGGAGGUGGGCUGCAGCACCUGCGGCGCGCACGUCGGCCACCUCUUCGAGGACGGACCCAAGCCCACCGGCAAGCGAUUCUGCGUCAACUCGGCGGCGCUCGAGUUCCGGUCGCAGGGCUCGCCCUCCAAGGUUGCGCCCGAAGACCAGAAGAAGACGUGGUCGGCGCCCGCCGAGCCCGUGGUGCACCUAGCGUCGCCCUCAAACUCCUGCUCCCUCGGUGCUCGCAUGUGCUUCCGUGUGUCCAACAUGGACACGUGCGAGGCCACGCCCUCACAGUCCUGAGACACGCCGCCCCGUCC
Molecule: messenger RNA, 1017 nt
Organism: Eriocheir sinensis (Chinese mitten crab)
Lineage: Eukaryota; Metazoa; Arthropoda; Malacostraca; Decapoda; Varunidae
Product: methionine-R-sulfoxide reductase B1-like
Exons: 5
Coding region: 257-1000 (247 amino acids)
Biological process (GO): response to oxidative stress; protein repair
Cellular component (GO): cytoplasm
Molecular function (GO): peptide-methionine (R)-S-oxide reductase activity
Source: RefSeq, a predicted model, not a curated record